Linum tenue is the source of this 1295-nucleotide messenger RNA. NCBI's taxonomy places the organism in Eukaryota, Viridiplantae, Streptophyta, Magnoliopsida, Malpighiales, Linaceae. The record is from the annotation of a GenBank genome assembly.
AAGAAAGAAUCGGCAAAUUGCAAAGAGGAGUUAGCUUGAGACUUGAGAGCACCAACGCCAUCCCCUCUUCAGCUUUCCCCGACUUAUUCCACCCCAGAGAAUCCAAGCUUUUACCGACUCAAUCCCCUCGCCUCUCUCUACUGAUUCUCCCGAAUUUCGAUUCCACCUGAUCCAGAGGAAGUAAACUUCCAUGGCGAACAGCAAUCUUCCUCGGAGGAUUAUCAAGGAGACGCAGCGGCUCCUCAGCGAACCAGCUCCAGGAAUUAGUGCUUCUCCUUCGGAAGAUAACAUGCGUUACUUCAAUGUUAUGAUUCUUGGCCCAACACAAUCACCUUAUGAAGGUGGUGUCUUCAAGUUGGAAUUGUUUUUACCUGAGGAAUACCCUAUGGCGCCUCCCAAGCUUGGAAGGAUUUGCCUUGAUAUUCUGAAAGAUAAAUGGAGCCCUGCUCUCCAAAUUCGGACGGUUCUGUUGAGCAUCCAAGCUCUCUUGAGUGCUCCGAAUCCUGAUGAUCCGCUGUCUGAGAACAUUGCAAAGCACUGGAAGACAAACGAGGUUGAAGCUGUUGAAACAGGUACCGGUAGUGACUGCAUGUAGUUUUCUACUUUCGUUCUGGUAGUGUCCAUUUAUGCUGAAGCGCUUUCCAAGUUUGAGUUCGCCAGCGGAAACAGCCCUGGGGGAAACAGCCUAGAUAACAUUUCUUAACAUAGGUUUGAGCAAGAACCUGGAAUGCCCCCUAGCCGAGAUAUUGUGUUAAUGAAGCGUGUAGUGAGCGGAACUAAAUUGGAUCUCCUUAGCUGUUAUCCAUAGUAAACUCGAACAUUUUACUUCCUUUCUCACUGUGUACCGCUGUGGAACUGUUUUACAGCUAAAGAGUGGGCCCGUUUGUAUGCAAGUGGAGCAUGACGAGGAAAGGGAGCUUGAGCUAUCCUGAUGGCUUUGCUAUUACUACAUUUGGUUGAGUGAAUUUGGAAUGUAGUCUGUUGGUACCUAAAUUGGAAAAUGGGAUGCUUAAAAUGUAUGCACUGAACACCAUCAGAUACAUGAAUCCUUUUAGACUCUCAUGUCCCAGAAUCGUAACAGUACUGUGUUUUUAGUAUACUGGGCAGCCUUUGAGACCUUUAUCAUGGCAUCAUCAAAGGUUAUUACGAUGAUGUCCGCUUCACUUGUGAUGCCUCUCAAUCUUGCUAGUCUUGUUUCAAUGACAGUUUGUUGCCUUCUAUGUUACUACUCUUUCAAGCCCGCCACUAGGAACAAUACAGAACACUAUUGGAGGAUCCUGGUUGCUCAACUCAAU